This is a messenger RNA of Xiphias gladius (swordfish), 1657 nucleotides long. It is a transcript of the gene hs6st3b, whose product is annotated as heparan sulfate 6-O-sulfotransferase 3b. NCBI's taxonomy places the organism in Eukaryota, Metazoa, Chordata, Actinopteri, Istiophoriformes, Xiphiidae. Gene Ontology annotation, cellular component: membrane. Gene Ontology annotation, molecular function: heparan sulfate 6-sulfotransferase activity. The transcript is spliced from 2 exons. The record is from RefSeq and is a predicted model, not a curated record. Bases 341 to 1657 code for a protein of 438 amino acids.
UCAGUUUCAACUUGAUGCCGGAGCACGGGAGUCGUCGGCACGGAUGCAGCUCUACACCGGCUUCAGAAGUUGGACGGCCGAACAUUUUAAUGCCAUGACUCUUGACUUUGGACAGGAUUCCCAGCGCAGUGCAGGCGGCGUGCGGUGUUUUAGAAACCAAAAGGUGGACCUGUCCUCUUGUCCGGGUUAUGUGUCUUUGGAGGGUGUUAUUUGAUCAACACGAGGCACUUAAACAAAAUGCACAUUUAGUCUAUCCGAGGCAUGGAGGAAUAUUGAUCCCCGAGGAACCCAUAGGUGCUACUCAUUAUUCACAGUAAUGGAAUAAAGACACUAUCUUGAUAUGAUGGAUGAUAGAUCCAGUAAGCUCAUCUUGGUUCCCAUUUUAGCUGUCCUUUUUGUUAUGAUAGGUUAUCAGUACAUAUGUCCCGCUGGCAGCAAUUCGUGCCACUUUAAGUCUGGAGAGAAUUUAAAGGGGUUAAGCCUGCUGUCCGCCCCGUACCAGGACACCGAUGAUUUCUACAGAGACCAAGACCUGGAGGAUGACAGCCCCCCAAAACUGCCGUCAAAAUUCAACUUCACCGAGAGGGACCUAGACAGACACGUGGAGUUCAACAUCAAAGGGGACGACGUGAUAGUGUUCCUGCACAUCCAGAAGACCGGAGGAACCACUUUCGGGAGGCACUUGGUGAGGAAUAUUCGCUUGGAGCAGCCGUGCGACUGCAAGCCGGGACAGAAGAAAUGCACAUGUCACCGACCAGGGAAAGAGGAGUCCUGGCUCUUCUCCCGGUUCUCCACUGGCUGGAGCUGCGGGCUGCACGCGGAUUGGACCGAAUUAACGAACUGUGUACCUGUUAUUAUGGACAAGAAGGAGGCUCAGAGGAAUAAGAGGAACUUCUACUACAUCACCAUGCUGCGCGACCCAGUCUCCCGCUACCUAAGUGAGUGGAAGCACGUCCAGCGCGGAGCCACAUGGAAGACCGCCCUUCAUAUGUGUGAUGGACGCUCUCCCACCCAGGACGAGCUGCCCACCUGCUACAGUGGGGAUGACUGGUCUGGUGUCACCCUGACAGAGUUCAUGAACUGCCCGUCCAACCUGGCCAAUAACCGGCAGGUCCGCAUGCUGGCUGACCUGAGCCUGGUGGGCUGCUACAACUUGUCCUCCAUGAACGAAAGCCAGCGUAACCACAUCCUUUUGAGCAGCGCCAUGAGCAACUUGAAGAACAUGGCUUUCUACGGCCUGACUGAGUUUCAACGCAAGACGCAGUACCUGUUUGAGCGGACGUUCAGCCUGCGUUUCAUCUCCGCUUUCACGCAGAUCAACAGCACGCGAGCAGCCAACGUGGACCUACGCGAGCCCGUGCGCAGGCGCAUCGAGGAGCUCAACUUCUUGGACGUGCAGUUGUAUGAGUACGCAAAGGACCUGUUCCUCCAGCGUUUCCAGUUCACCCGCCAGAGGGAGCACCAGGAGGUGCGCUUGAAGAGGCGCGAGGAAAGGCGUUGGCUGAGGGAGCAAAGAGAGCAGGGAAGGCCCUGGCCGCCUAAACAUAGAGGGAGCGGAAAUAGAGGCGGGAGAGGGGGAGGAAGUUUUGAGAAAGAGACUGAUGAUGACCUCUCCACCACCACUGAGGACUACACAAGCCAAGUGGCCCGCUGGUAA